Puccinia graminis f. sp. tritici CRL 75-36-700-3 is the source of this 480-nucleotide messenger RNA. RefSeq lists its product as uncharacterized. The coding region runs from base 1 to 480 and encodes 159 amino acids. Gene Ontology annotation, biological process: regulation of transcription by RNA polymerase II; poly(A)+ mRNA export from nucleus; positive regulation of DNA-templated transcription. Lineage: Eukaryota; Fungi; Basidiomycota; Pucciniomycetes; Pucciniales; Pucciniaceae. The record is from RefSeq and is a predicted model, not a curated record. Gene Ontology annotation, molecular function: transcription coactivator activity; chromatin binding. Gene Ontology annotation, cellular component: DUBm complex; SAGA complex; nuclear pore. The transcript has 4 exons.
AUGAACCCGGUCAGCAAGAAACUCAAGCCGAACAACACUCGCGCCGACGGCCCAGCUCGAGAAGAAGAUGAAGAAGAUUCAGAACACGAGCGGAAAUCGGUCGAGGAAUCGAUCACCACUCAGCUCAAGAACCGGAUGCUAGCAUCCGGAGAAUGGCUCAGGUUACAGAAGAUAUUGAUGGUCAAGCUGAAAGGAUCAGAAUGGGAAGAGCAACUACGCUGUGCGGCCGAGACUCGAGCGCUAGAACCCGAUAACCCGACGCUGACGAAGCUGAUCCACCACUUGCGUCCGAUUGCCCAAAACACGAUCCCGAGCGAAAUCAAGCACGAAAUCAGCACCUCUAUCGAGCAGUUCAUCCGAGCCAACAUCGAAGAAGAAGACGAUGAUGAUGAUGCUGAUCACCAACAACUACAAAACAACAACGAUGAUGAUGAUGACGAGGAGGAGGAAGACGAGGAGGCGAUGGAAGAAGUGGUCUAG